UACCAUUCAAUACAUAAUAAUGUUGAGAUUAUCCACUUCUUCCAAGGUCGCCACUAGAACCUUCACCUCCUCCAGCUUCGCCUUACAAAAAACCAGAAUUGAAUCUGAUGCUUUUGGUGAAAUUGAAGUUGAUGCUUCCAAGUACUAUGGUGCUCAAACCGCUAGAUCCAAAAUGAAUUUCAAGAUUGGUGGUACUGCUGCCCGUAUGCCAACCCCAGUCAUUCGUGCCUUUGGUGUCUUGAAGAAGUCUACUGCUAUCGUCAAUGAACAAUUGGGUGCCUUGGACCCAAAAUUGUCUGCUGCCAUUCAACAAGCUGCCACUGAAGUCGCAGAAGGUAAAUUGGACGACCAUUUCCCCUUGGUUGUUUUCCAAACUGGUUCCGGUACUCAAUCCAACAUGAAUGCUAACGAAGUCAUUUCCAACAGAGCCAUUGAAAUCUUGGGCGGUGAAUUGGGUUCCAAGAAGCCAGUCCAUCCAAAUGACCACUGUAACAUGUCUCAAUCUUCUAACGAUACUUUCCCAACUGUUAUGCACAUUGCUGCCACCACCGAAAUUUACAAUUCUUUACUUCCAGAAUUGACCAAGUUACGUGAUGCUUUGCAAGCCAAGUCUGAAGAAUUCAAGGAUAUCAUCAAGAUUGGUAGAACCCAUUUGCAAGAUGCCACUCCAUUGACUUUAGGUCAAGAAUUCUCCGGUUACGCUCAACAAUUAACCAACGGUAUUGAAAGAGUUGAAAAAGUUUUACCAAACUUAUUGUUCUUGGCCCAAGGUGGUACCGCUGUUGGUACUGGUUUAAACACCAGAAAGGGUUGGGAUGUCAAGGUUGCUGAACAAGUUUCCAAGUUGACUGGAUUCCCAUUCAAGACUGCUCCAAACAAGUUUGAAGCUCUUGCUGCUCAUGAUGCUAUUGUUGAAGCCUCUGGUGCUUUAAACACCGUGGCUGUCUCCUUGUACAAAAUUGCCAACGAUAUCAGAUACUUGGGUUCUGGUCCAAGAUGUGGUUACGGUGAAUUAGCCUUACCUGAAAACGAACCAGGUUCUUCCAUUAUGCCCGGUAAGGUUAACCCAACCCAAAACGAAGCCUUGACCAUGGUUGCCUGCCAAGUUUUCGGUAACAAUGCUGCCAUCACUUUUGCUGGUGCCUCUGGUCAAUUCGAAUUGAAUGUGUUCAAGCCAGUCAUGAUUGCCAACUUGUUAUCUUCUAUCAGAUUGAUUGCCGAUGGUAGUGCCUCUUUCAGAACUAACUGUGUUGAAGGUAUCAAGGCCAACAAGGACAAGAUUGAAAAGACCUUACACGAAUCCUUGAUGUUGGUUACUGCCUUAAACCCAAAGAUUGGUUACGAUGCUGCUUCCAAGACCGCCAAGAAUGCUCACAAGAAGGGAUUGACUUUGAAGCAAUCUGCUCUUGAAUUGGGUGUUUUGUCCGAACAAGAGUUCGACGAAUGGGUCAGACCAGAAAAGAUGAUUGGUCCAAAGGACUAAGCCAAAGUGUUUAUUUAUUUAUAACUGUAUAUAUCGUAGAAUGUGAAUGUUAAUUUCUAUGC
This is a messenger RNA of Spathaspora passalidarum NRRL Y-27907, 1545 nucleotides long. RefSeq names its product Fum12p (gene FUM12). Gene Ontology annotation, molecular function: fumarate hydratase activity. The coding region runs from base 173 to 1483 and encodes 436 amino acids. Lineage: Eukaryota; Fungi; Ascomycota; Pichiomycetes; Serinales; Debaryomycetaceae. The transcript has a single exon. Gene Ontology annotation, cellular component: tricarboxylic acid cycle heteromeric enzyme complex; mitochondrion. Gene Ontology annotation, biological process: tricarboxylic acid cycle; fumarate metabolic process; malate metabolic process. The record is from RefSeq and is a predicted model, not a curated record.